Messenger RNA from Hemicordylus capensis (graceful crag lizard), 2599 nucleotides. It is a transcript of the gene DAPP1, whose product is annotated as dual adaptor of phosphotyrosine and 3-phosphoinositides 1. The record is from RefSeq and is a predicted model, not a curated record. The transcript is spliced from 9 exons. NCBI's taxonomy places the organism in Eukaryota, Metazoa, Chordata, Lepidosauria, Squamata, Cordylidae. Bases 201 to 1022 code for a protein of 273 amino acids.
AGGGAGGGACUCGUUCUCACUUCCUCAUUCUCUCUAAUGCAGCAGAAGCAAACAGCAACUUGCUUCGGUUGUAGAGUUUCCUCACUGCUUGCAGGGGAAAGGCAGGAGCUAAAGCGAGAGCAUGUCAGCCUGUUUCCCAUCGGCCAUCCUUUCCCUCCUGUGGCAAGUGGUGCCCUGAAGAAGAGCAGCAGGUGUUUCGGAUGGGCAUAGCCGAGAUGGAAGGAGGAGGGAGGAUGAGCUACCAUGAGGACCACCACUUGGGGCAUGGCGAGGGAGAAGAGGAGCUGCAGAGCCUGGGGUGGUACCACGACAGUCUUACUCGCCAUGCAGCUGAGGCUCUUCUUCUGUCCAAUGGCAGUGAUGGAAGCUACCUCCUACGGAAGAGCUACGGCAAACCUGACCUCUUUUCUCUCUCAGUAAGAGCAAAAGAUUCUGUCAAACACUUUCACGUGGAGUACACUGGGUCUUCAUACAAGUUUGGCUUCAAUGAAUUUGCAAACUUGAAGGAUUUAAUCAUGCAUUUUGCAAAUCAGCCUUUGAUUGGUAGUGAGACAGGCACUUUGAUUGUACUAAAACACCCAUACCCCAGGAGGGUAGAAGAGCCUUCCAUUUAUGAAUCUGUGCGGGUUCACACAGCAAUGCAGACGGGGAAAACAGAAACCGACCUUGUACCCAACGCACCAUCGUUAGGUACAAAAGAAGGAUAUCUGACAAAACAAGGCAGAAUAGUUAAGAACUGGAAAACUAGGUGGUUUACAUUGCACAGGAAUGAGCUGAAAUAUUAUAAAGACCAGACGUCCACAGAGCCAAUCAGAGCCCUAGACUUAACAGAAUGCUCAGCAGUACAGUUUGAUUAUUCACAAGAUAAAGUCAAUUGUUUUUGUUUGGUAUUCCCUGUGAGAACAUAUUAUCUCUAUGCAAAGACUGGAGUAGAAGCCGAUGAAUGGAUUAAGAUAUUGCAGUGGAAACUGUCACAGAUACGGAAACAAACGCGCCAGCGUGAAGGCACACUCAGUCCAUAGGUGUCUCUGUAGCAAAUCUACCUGCACAAAGACCCAUUUAUACUGGUUCAAGCCAACGUUUUAUAAAUCCUUUCAUAAGAAUUGCCAUGUUGGGUCAGAUCAGAAGUCCAUCAAGCUCUGUGUUCUGCCUCCAACGGUGGCUGGCCAAAUAACCCAAGGAAAUUUGCAAACGGGGCAUGAUCAAGACAUUAAUCCACUGAUCUUUGUCCCCAGCACCCGAUAAUCAGAGGAAUACUAUCUCUGAAGGUGGAGAGUCCAUUUUUAACUACCAUGGCUAACAGCCACUGAAGACCACUGCAUCUUUUAAAGACAUCUAAUCUAUUGAGCAUCCCCACACCUUGCUGUGACGAUGGCCAAUAUUUCUUUUCCUGUAGUGGCCAGAAGAAGGAGGUGGUGGUGGUGUGUAUUCUGGCCUUCACAGCCCUGCAUCAAGUCUUCCAAUGCAAGACAUUUCAAUGGAUCUGCAGAAUGAAUGAACUUUGUGUAUGUGGACAACUUAAAGGAUAGUUUCAUUGUAUGAUGCAUUGCGUGUAUUAUGAAGAUUCUCAUGCUACUGGCACAUUCCUCGCCAUCCAUUCCAUAUUCUCAAGCAUGCAUACUAUUAAUUAAACUAGUUAAUUAUCUGUCAUUUUCCCUUAACUAUAGCUCUGAAGAAUUCUCUGAAAGAUUCCUAGCCCCUUUACUUAAUUAAUUCUCAGGGCUUCUUGGUGGGCAGCCAUACUAGAUUAGGGCUGGAAUCCAACUCCCCACCAUGUGUGAAUAGUGUCUCCAUAAAUGUAUAGGAUUGGAACAUUUCCUUCUGAUGGGAAUCACUUGUGCCUCAUGGGGCUAUGAAAGACCCCCUUCCCCACCUUGUGGACAUUACAGGAUGGCAGAGACUCAUGAUCAGCACCUCCUGCAUCAACAGACCACUAUAUGUGGCACCCUGGAGAUCAGCUUAGGUUUCUAUCCAGUAUUUCAAUUGCUCCUCUCAAUAGGAAACAUAUGAAAUCAAAAUGCAAAAGAUUUGGUCAUAUUAACAGAAUACUCAUCAGGAUCACAACUGGAUUUUAAACCAUUGAUAUAUCAUGUGGUUUUAUGUAUGUUCAAGCUGAAUUAAGUUUUAUAUUCUUUUGUAUUGCACAUAUUUUGAGAAAAGGCCUCCCUCCAAAAUGGAUUUUGUUCCAACUUAGGAAAUUUUUUUUUUAAAUGCAGUAAUGCAAAUGGAUUUAGUAGGCAAAUAUAUGCAGAAAGGUAAUGUAACUGGAGAUCACCCUAUCAGACUGGUUAGAUUUGCCCGUGCCUUUUAAAAAGUCAUUUAGAACCACUUUUGUUUUUUGUGUGUACAUGUGUUAUUUAAUGUAGUCUACAGUGUCAGUAUUUGGAACAUUCUAAAAUGCACAGUAAACACAGGGAAUCAGGGAUGGGUAAAGAAUAGGGCUAUAGGAAGAAAAUGACCUUCAAAAAUGUAUUGGGAAUAAGAUGACACAUUUUUCAUCCAAUUUGAUAACAUGCCAUUAACUUCAAAUCUAUACAUUACUGAACUGUAUUAUACAUUCCUAAUUUUUAAAAAAGCUGAUAAAGAAAAUAUCCUUGUA